UUUCGUUUCCAAAAGAUUCUAAGCAACUCCCGAUCAGCAUCAUGAAAGUAUUCAUUGCUUUUGCCGCCUUCGCAGCCCUGUCCUUCGCAGCUGCGGUAGAACUCUCGCCCGCCCAGAUUGCCGAGGUCAGGCAGAGGGCCAAGGCCUGUGCCGAGCAGGAGGGAAUCACCAAGGAGCAGGCUAUUUCCCUGAGGGCCGGUAACUUCGGGGACUUCGAUCCCAAGGUCAAGUGCUUCGCCAACUGUUUUCUGGAGCAAAGUGGCCUGGUGGCCAACGGUCAGAUUAAGCCCGAUGCAGUUCUGGCCAAACUUGGUCCUAUCGCCGGGGAGGCAAAAGUCAAGGAGGUGCAGGCCAAGUGCGACUCGAUCCAGGGAGCCGACAAGUGCGACACCAGCUAUCAGCUGUACAAGUGCUAUUACGAAAACCGCGCUCAAAUCUAAUUGAACAUUUGCUAUCUGUCUCUAAGCCGUUUUAAAUUAUUAACGCAAUAACUAUUUUGCUGCUUAUCUACUGACCAAAAUUUAAAUAAAAAGUAAACGAAAAAAGAGAAAUUGUGAAAGUAUGAGAGUAGAUUUCAGCAAAAAUAAAUAAGGUUAGUUUAAUUACA
Messenger RNA from Drosophila takahashii, 607 nucleotides. RefSeq names its product Odorant-binding protein 56e (gene Obp56e). Gene Ontology annotation, biological process: sensory perception of smell. Gene Ontology annotation, molecular function: odorant binding. The record is from RefSeq and is a predicted model, not a curated record. NCBI's taxonomy places the organism in Eukaryota, Metazoa, Arthropoda, Insecta, Diptera, Drosophilidae.